Messenger RNA from Zychaea mexicana, 809 nucleotides. RefSeq lists its product as uncharacterized. NCBI's taxonomy places the organism in Eukaryota, Fungi, Mucoromycota, Mucoromycetes, Mucorales, Lichtheimiaceae. The record is from RefSeq and is a predicted model, not a curated record. The transcript is spliced from 7 exons. The coding region runs from base 81 to 809 and encodes 242 amino acids.
GUGGAUUUGGACCUGACUUUGACGUGCUGGGAAAGUACACGCAACUGAAAUAACUGCUGCCUUUUAUUCUUUAAUUCAACAUGGGCAAGCACCGCAAACGUCAAACCAAUAAACAACGGAAUACCACUCGAAAUACACCAUCGUCACCGCCUAAUCCUCCUCCUUCUACGGAACCGACAGAAUUCACAGGUCCGAAAAGAAAGCUCGGUUCAGAGACUGAUUUCGCGGAGAACCCUCGCCCAAGGAAACGAAUCGCAAACAUUGUGAACAUCAAAGCAGGACGACAAGGUUCAGCUUGUGCUUACUGUCGAAAGUCAAAGAUACGUUGCGGCACGCAUUUAAAGUGCCUUCACAAAGUGCAAACGGCAGCACCCUCGUCAUCACCAUCGUCAUCAGCAUCAUCAGCAUCAUUAGCAGCAGCAGCAGUAGCAAGGACAGUUGGCGUACAAACUGAACAACACACUUUGAUAGGGGUGUCCUUUUUGCCCAACAAGGAUCGAAUUUUUGCGUUGCUUCGAAAUUACCUGGAGUCCACUAACCAGCGCUAUCGCAUAUUCGACAAGAAGUGCUUGAAAAAAAGUGUCUCCAACUGCAGUAUUAAAACACAUUUGCUGUAUGCAAUUCUUGCGAAUGCAUCUUUGUCCCAGAAUGCCUCAGAAAAGAAUGCAUUGUUUGAAGAGGCCGUCAAGCGUGGCUCUUCUGACGUAAUGGAGCCUGAAGAAAGCAACUGCGUUUUCUGGAUCUUGCUAGCUGAUAUGCAAGCUGUACCAAGGUCCACAGUAUCCCUUAGCAUUGCAAGUCGAUGGUGA